AUGGAUUCUCGAAUGUUUUUAUUGGAAUUCCAUAUUGGAACCAUUCAUUUCGACUCCAAUUUUAAACCAGUACCUCAGAAGGAAGAGAUUCUCAUCAAUGUUAAAUUCGCUGAUGUCAGCAUAAAUAUAGAUCCAGAAGAACUACCUCCCGUUAAAACUAACGAUAAAGACCGCCAAGUUUUGUACAACAUGGGCAAAUCCUACCUAUUCACCACCUCUCCCAAAGAACUUAUCAACUCGCUCAAGGAACAGCUGGAAAUGUCCUUGAGAGUCAAUCAGAAAACCGUCGGGUGCGCUGCGUUGACAUGGUCGAACGACUUCACUGAAAUGGUAAAACUCUUUGAAAAGAUCGGCGUAGUAAAAGCUGUAGACUACAGCGACGUUGAAGAAUUGAAGGGCAAGAGUGGCCAAGUUGUCGGCAAGAUGGAUAUUUUUUUGCGACUCUCCUGUUUGGGAAAUUCUGUCGAAACGCAAUAUCAAGCUAAUGUCGUGGGGCAGCGUAAGGAGUACAUUUUCAAGAACCCUUAUGACAGGCAUACGUUCAAAUGUGAACUGAUAUCCGGAACGGAGGUCCUUCCCGUGAUGAACCUACUGAAUCCGGUAACCAGAGUCGAAAACACGUCCCGCGAGGUUGCCCACUGCGCUUCCUGGACGGAGAUAUUCGGCAUGGGCGAAGCACCCUCGAAGGCCAGCUACUCCCCGUUUGUCGGCAGCGAAUUGCAGCAGGGAGGGCUGAUCCCGCUGACGGAGAUCCUGCAACGCAACAGCGUAGAAACCAUCUCUAUCGUUUUCCGACCGGAAGAAAAUAAGUUUUACGACUUGCUGAACGUGUUCAACACGGAAGUGAGCACCACUCGCGACACGACUAAGCUUACUUUCACUAAGGAGAAGGAGAAGCCGGCGGUGGGGGCGUCUGGCGUACAGCAGCCAGAGGAAACCGCCAAAGUAGAUGAUCCGCUUGAAUUAACGGCGGAUAAGAUUAAUAAGAAACUGUGCAAGAACAAGGAUUGUCCUGCUGCCAAGAAGUUCAAGGAGUACGGUAUUGGACCACUGGCCACCGGGAAAGGGCUAGGUACUCUCUACGGAGACAUAGAAUCGCCUAUUGAAUACGGCCUCAGUCACACCUACGGCACAAUGAGCAAGUACGGCCCGUUCGGUAUCUAUUCAAGGCCUAAACGUCCAGAUCAACCCUUCAUUCCUUCAAAGAAUGCUCAAGAAACCACAUUACCCCCAGAACCGAAUAAGAAAUGCUGUAAAUGCUGCGGUAGGCUGAGAGGAGGCGGACCUUGGCCAGAUCAGUCGUUCAAAUUUGGAAGGGGCGAAAUACAUAAUAGAAGUUGCUCAAAUUCCAAACAGAGAUGGAGCGAUAUACUCAGAUUAAAAGGCGGUGGCCCUUUAGACGUAAACAACUCCGGCCAGCUAAAAUCGCCUAUAAAGGAGUGCAAAGCGGUUAUGGACAAAUUUGACGAGAUCCUGGCCGCAUACAAGAGGGCCCUAGGGCCUUGCGGGCAAGCGACGUGUCCUAACGCUCCUAGUAUGGCACAGGAAAAAUGCAAGAGUGUAUGCGGAAAGGGGGAAACCAUCCCGCGCGGAAAGGGGGAAAGCAUCCCGCGCAAUAAGAAUGGUGGCGUCCUCUGCGAAACCCCCUGCGAUAAUAAGGAAGGCUAUACAGCGGCAGCUUGUAGAGAUCCGAAGUGCGCUUAUGCCAAAUAUAAACUAGAUUUAGUAGAUGAUGACGCUGCUAUAGAACUCCAAUUUCUACCUCCGGCUGUAUCGGGUAAGUGCGGCCAUCCAAAAUGUCCAUACCCUCUCCAGCCAAACCUGCCGCCCAUCCAUUGGGACUGCCCCGAGCCCCUUCCAAAAGGCAUCUGCAAGAACCCAAAUUGUCCCCUUCAGCCGCCCGAUUUGAAAAAAUUAAAGUGUCCCGCGCCGAAACCGGGACCUUGCGGCAGUUCAGACUGCCCGUACGCCUUGCCUCCUCCUUGCGAUUUGCCCACCUGCCCCUUUAGGCCAAAACCCACGUGUCCCUUCCUUGAAAAAGAACAGAAAGUGUCAUGCUACCAACCGGAACAACAAGAAGAAGAAGAGUACGUGUGCGAAAAUCCCGAAUGUCCUUUCGCGAAUGAAAAAAUUAAUCCAUCGGAAAGUUUCGAUAUGAAGGGACAAUUUAUCGAUUGCGCCAAUCCACAGUGUCCCUUCGCGACCAAAGGUAAACCCUGUAGACCUAAAGCUAAGUCUGAUAAAAUGAACAUAUGCGGUAAUCCGUCCUGUCCAUUCGCCAAUGUGAGAAAAAUGAAGCUGUGCGGUAACCCCUCCUGCCCGUACGCUCCCAAACCAAAGAAACAGAGUUACUCGUGCGGCGACCCACAGUGCCCUUUCGCAGAAAUGACAAACGGAACCAGUAAGCCGAAAAAAAGCGAUGUCUGCGAUGACCCAAACUGUCCCUUCGCCGGCAUGAACCACCCUUUAUCAAAACCCCCCAAAAACAAAUCGAAUGAAACUGAGAAUUGUGAUAAUCCCGAUUGUCCCUUCAACGAAGAAAAGUGCUCCAAAACAUCAGCGGAUUGCAACGAGAGCCAGAGUGUAUGCGAGAAUCCAGAGUGCCCUUUUGCCGAAAAAGAACAACCUCCGGUGUGCGACGAUCCUCUGUGCCCUUACAUGCAACCCUUGCCUUCUUGCGGGAUCCCAGGGUGCCCCUACGAACCGAUACCCGUGAUUCCUUGUCCGGGUCCGAAAAAACAAAGCAUCGUCAAACAACCCGCUUCUUCUCAAGACCCAGAAACGAUCGUAAUGGUCGAAACCGAAAUUGUGCAAGUAUCGGUAGAAAAGGGAGAGAACAACGAGGUAUGUGGAGAUAACGGAGGUGGAAAAGUGGAACAGAUUGAAAUGGAGAAGAAUGGCAAAAAGAAAAAGAAGAAACGCAGCAAAUUCGUCUACACCAUGGGGAACCAGUACCCGGGUGUCAAAGUGGGACACAAAGAAUGCGUCACACCAAUGUUUAAAGUACCACCAAAAAUGGGAUGGUUGUGGAACAUUCCAAUGGAAGUAAUGAAUUUAAAGCCAAGAAGGGGUUGGAAGCCGGGCGCGAUCCAAAAGAGUAUAGCGGCCAAAAUCAGGGCACACAGAGAAGCCAAAGGGUUGGGCAUCCUGAGAUUACCGAAGUUCAAAAAGAACAAAGGUGGUAUCGGCUACGAUGACGAUGGCGACGACGUGGUCGUCACCCCGAAGCCCACGCUGCAGAUCCAGAAGAAGGACGGCGCCUACUGGAUCACCAUGAACCCGCUCAAAGACCCCAAGACGCUGGUGGACAACGAGAACCCCUACAUGGAAUGCACGCCCAUGCAAUUCAAGAUCACAAAGAAUAAGAAGAAGAAGGACGAUGACGACUCCAGGCUGUGCUACUGCGAUGAGGGCGAUGACGAAUCGUCGUCCAGCUCCGAUAGCGAGCUAGACAUAGAAUUCACUCCGCCCGCGGGCAUCAUACACCCCGAAAGGUUCAAGAAAAAAAAGAACAUAGUACACUGCGAAGCGCAGUACGACACUAAAGACUUCGAGCCGGAAAAACCGGAAGCGAAGGGAAAGAAAGGCAAGGGUGGAAAAGGGGAUAAAAAGAAGGGUGAUAAAGGUAGUGGCAAAGGUGGUGAUGAAGGUAGUGGCAAAGGUGGUGAUAAAGGUGGUGGCAAAGGUGGUGGUAAGAAAGGGAAGAAAUAG
Messenger RNA from Anoplophora glabripennis (Asian longhorned beetle), 3711 nucleotides. RefSeq lists its product as uncharacterized. Bases 1 to 3711 code for a protein of 1236 amino acids. Lineage: Eukaryota; Metazoa; Arthropoda; Insecta; Coleoptera; Cerambycidae. The transcript is spliced from 8 exons. The record is from RefSeq and is a predicted model, not a curated record.